AUGGCCGCCAAUAUGCCAUACCGUAACCCUCAGCGGUCACAGUCGAGACAAAUGUCGGUCGAUCCUCACAAUGAGCUCAACCCGGAGAAGAACCACUACAUCGGCAUUGAUGUCGGUACUGGAAGUGCGCGAGCAUGUAUCAUGAACGACAAGGGAGACAUCGUUGGUCUCGCCAGUGAGAACAUCGGUCUGUGGCAACCAGAGACUGGGUUCUAUGAACAAUCCACCACAAACAUCUGGAAAUGCAUCUGCAACUCGAUCCAACGAGCUAUGUCUCAACACAACAUCGACCCCAACUCCAUCCGCGGUAUUGGCUUCGACGCAACAUGCUCGCUCACAGUCUUCCGCGAAGACACAGACGAGCCAGUGUCCGUCACAGGGCCCAAGUUCGAUAACGCAGACGGCAACGACCGGAACGUCAUCCUAUGGCUCGACCAUCGACCUGUUGAAGAGACGAAGAAGAUCAAUGCUACAGACCACAACCUGCUGAGAUACGUGGGUGGCCAGAUGAGCAUCGAGAUGGAAAUUCCCAAGGUGCUGUGGUUGAAGAACAACAUGCCGAAAGAGCUGUUCGACAAGUGCAAGUUCUACGACUUGGGCGAUGCUCUCACACACCUGGCUACUGGCAGUGAGACUAGGAGCUUCUGCAGCGUGGUCUGCAAGCAAGGUUACCUCCCCGUCGGUGUGGACGGUAGUGUCAAGGGCUGGCAAGAAGACUUCCUCACAGACAUUGGACUGGAGGAUCUUUGCGAAGACAACUUCAAGCGCAUGGGAGGCGUCAACGGGGUGAAUGGCCGGUACCUUACCGCUGGCGAGCUGAUCGGAACGCUCUCUGAGAAGGCCGGCAAUGACAUGGGCCUACCCGCAGGCAUUGCAGUUGGUAGUGGUGUCAUUGACGCCUAUGCUGGCUGGAUCGGCACUGUCGGUGCCAAGGUCAAUCUAUCUGGCGACCACCUUGACUCUUCGUCGCCAAAGAACGACGUCUCGCAGGCCUUCACCCGGCUAGCAGCCGUGGCGGGCACUUCGACCUGCCACUUGGCCAUGUCAAAGGACCCAGUCUUCGUCAAUGGAGUCUGGGGCCCGUACAGAGAUGUCCUCAUCCCAGACUACUGGCUCGCCGAAGGUGGCCAAUCCGCUACGGGAGAACUCCUCAAGCACGUCGUAGAGACUCACCCAGCGUUCCAAGAAGCCAUGUCUGUCGCCGAGACUUUCAACGCCAACAUCUACGACUACCUGAAUGAGCACUUGACCGAGAUGCAGCAACGUGAGAACGCUCCAGCAAUCUCCUACCUGGGACGACACUUCUUCUUCUACGGCGACCUCUUCGGGAACCGCUCUCCCGUUGCGGACCCAGAGAUGAAGGGAUCCCUCAUCGGUCUCUCAUCAGACAAGUCCAUCGAUGGCCUAGCCCUCUACUACUAUGGCACAAUGGAAUUCAUCGCCCUUCAAACCCACCAAAUCAUCGAACAAAUGAACAAAGCCGGCCACGUCAUCUCCUCAAUCUUCAUGUCCGGCUCCCAAUGCCAGAACCCCAUCCUCAUGUCCCUGAUGGCCACAGCCUGCGACAUGCCCGUCCUCAUCCCGCGAUACGUCCACGCUGCGGUAGUCCACGGAGCUGCUAUGCUGGGUGCGAAGGCGGCGAGCACGGACAAGGACGGUAAGAGUGAGCCGUUGUGGGAUAUUAUGGAUCGUAUGAGUAAGCCUGGUAAGGCGGUGUAUCCGAGCAAGGAUGAGGGGGAGAAGAAGCUGUUGCAGGCCAAGUACAAGGUGUUCUUGGACCAGUGUGAGCAGCAGAGGAUUAUCAGGAAGGAUAUUGAUGCCGCUGUGUCGGGGUGGAAGAGGUGA
Molecule: messenger RNA, 1845 nt
Organism: Fulvia fulva
Lineage: Eukaryota; Fungi; Ascomycota; Dothideomycetes; Mycosphaerellales; Mycosphaerellaceae
Exons: 3
Coding region: 1-1845 (614 amino acids)
Biological process (GO): carbohydrate metabolic process
Molecular function (GO): phosphotransferase activity, alcohol group as acceptor; kinase activity
Source: RefSeq, a predicted model, not a curated record